Molecule: messenger RNA, 1026 nt
Organism: Postia placenta MAD-698-R-SB12
Lineage: Eukaryota; Fungi; Basidiomycota; Agaricomycetes; Polyporales; Adustoporiaceae
Exons: 5
Coding region: 141-845 (234 amino acids)
Source: RefSeq, a predicted model, not a curated record
GUUUCUUCAGCUCUGUGAGCACUGGCCAGGAGCACUACACGUACCGUAACGAAACCGGAAGCAUAGUCCAUCUUUUAGUCGAUCCUUGCCUAGCUGGUCUACACUCUCCUGAAGCAUUCAUUCACUCAACAUUAGUCACCAUGAUCGCCGGAUUCUCCAGAGCUAUCACUACUCUACUCGCUCCCCUGCUCGCCCUCACUGCAUUUCUACUCAUACUGUUCUCAUACCUCUCUCCGACUUUGAUGCUGUCCACCCAAGUGGCUCUACUUGUUGUCUCUCCGUCGACGGCUUUGACGAACUCCUCCUCUGCGUCUGUGGAUGGUCCGAACGUAUUCCUGGGAGCUCUCGGUUCAUGUUCGCGUCCAAAUAAGGAGGCGAGUGUGACGUGCACUGUGCCCACAGUAUCGCCUACAUACAAUCUCUCCGUGCUUCCAUCCAAUGCACCGGAUCUCUUGACUGCACCAACCUCGACGACUCCUGCUUUCAUUGCAGUCUCGCUUGCCUUCACAGUGAUCUUUCUGUUCAUGUACACCUUCACUGCCCACCGUGGCACGCUGGGCCGGAUCGGCGCACACUUCGAACGUCCUGGUGUCCAGAGGGCUACCGCGUGGAUUGGUUUGCUUGGCUUCUUGAUCGGCAUCACAUCUUUCCUCGUCCUCUUUAUGUGGUUUUGGAAGGCUGUGGAUGACUUCAACGACGACAUUUCCAAGAUUGGUAGCGAUGCUCCCGAGCUGAUUGCUUCCCUUAGCAAUGGAUUCGUCAUGGUCUGGGUGGCAUACGCAUUCUACGCCGUCCCACUUGUGAGCUCCCUUGCCAAACUGCAUGUCGCAGGUGGCAAGGCAUGAGGUGUCAAUCCGUCUAUGACCCGAGAACACGACUUCCAUGGACAUGAUGUAUCGUUUUCAUGAACUCUUCCCAGUUAGAUUGUAGCCCAAGCUCUUCAUGUAUCAUAUCCACAGCUAAUGGAUUGGCUAAUUGUAAAUGUUUCUAUGACUUCUUCAGGGCAACAAUUAAUCGUCAUUUGUC